This is a messenger RNA of Morone saxatilis (striped sea-bass), 5896 nucleotides long. RefSeq names its product zinc finger and BTB domain-containing protein 46-like. Lineage: Eukaryota; Metazoa; Chordata; Actinopteri; Moronidae. Gene Ontology annotation, biological process: regulation of transcription by RNA polymerase II. Gene Ontology annotation, molecular function: RNA polymerase II cis-regulatory region sequence-specific DNA binding; protein binding; DNA-binding transcription factor activity, RNA polymerase II-specific. The record is from RefSeq and is a predicted model, not a curated record.
CAGACAUUUGGAGGAGAGGCUUUUGUUCAGCUACACAGAUGAACAACAGGAAGGAGGACAUGGAGAUCGCCUCUCACUAUCGUCAGCUCCUCAGAGAGCUCAAUGAGCAGAGGCAGCAUGGCAUCCUCUGCGACGCCUGUGUCAUUGUGGACGGAAAGAUCUUCAAGGCCCAUAAGAACGUCCUCCUGGGCUCCUCACGCUACUUCAAGACUCUUUACUGCCAGGUUAAAAAAGGGGCAGAACCUCACCACCAGACUACUGUCACUCACCUGGACAUCGUCACAGCAACAGGCUUCAAAGCCAUCCUGGACUUCAUGUACUCAGCGCACCUCGCCCUCACCAGUAAGAACGUGAUCGAGGUCAUGUCAGCCGCCAGCUACCUGCAGAUGACAGACAUUGUCCAGGCCUGCCACAGCUUCAUCAAGGCUGCGCUGGACAUCAGCAUCCGCUCUGAGAUGGCUGACGAACUGGCCGACUUUGAGAUGGGAGCUGUUGCUGCUGCUGGCAUAGGCGGAGGUGGAGGAGGUGGAGGAGGAGUGGGUAUAGCAGGAGCAGGGGGUGUUGCGGGAGCGGGUUUAGGCGGAGGAGGAGGAGGCAUAGUGGGCAUGGCUUCUGAAGCCCUGGCUUCCAUCAUGUCCGGUCGCAGCACCUCCCCUUGGCUGGCGCGCCGCACCAGCCCGGCCAACUCUUCUGGGGACUCGGCCAUCGCCAGCUGCCACGAGGGAGGCAGCACGUAUGGCAAGGAGGACCAAGAACCCCCAAAGAGCCAUGAGAGCCAGGAGGAAGCCUGCCAUGACUCCCAGCCUGCCUGGCCACACGACUACAGGCCUGUCACCGUUAAAGAGGAACAGGUGUCCCCCGCCUCCUCCUCUCAUCCCCGGGACACUCCCAGGGGGGCAGCCCAGAGCCAAGGGGAACAAGGGGCUGGAGGGGCUGCUGGAGCAGGUGGAGAGGGGCCGUGGCAACCCCUAUCAGGGUCAGGGCGGAGAAAGAACAGGAAGAACAAGGACACGGUCAGACACAUUACCCAGCAGGCUGAGAGGAACUGGGACAGAGAGCGGGACAGGGAAAGAGACAGGGACAGUAGGCCUGGAUCUCCUCUGCCCUCCAUGCUGGCUGUGGCUGGAUGGAACUACAACGGACAGGAAAUCCCAGGGGCAGACGUGACCGAACCCAACAGCUCAGACAGCCGCGGCGAACGCCUCGACUUCUUCCUCAAACAGGAAGAGGCUCUUACCACAGAGCCCAGCUAUCUGGGCCCCAACGAAUCGGAGGAGGCCGGGGGCGGAGCCGGGGGCGGAACAAUCUCAUCUGUAGCCAAUCUGAAGGCGGCGCUGAUGAGUAAGAACAGCCUGCUUUCACUGCGGGCUGAGAUGAUGGGAGAUGAUAACCCCUUGCUGUACGAGUACCUGCCCAAAGGAGGACACUCCCUGUCUUUGAAUGACUUCACGGUGAUCCGUAAAAAGUUCAAGUGCCCCUACUGCAGUUUCUCUGCUAUGCACCAGUGCAUCCUAAAGAGGCACAUGCGCUCCCACACUGGUGAGAGGCCCUACCCCUGUGAAAUCUGUGGCAAGAAGUUCACCAGAAGAGAGCACAUGAAGAGGCACACACUGGUCCACAGCAAAGACAAGAAGUAUGUGUGUAAAGUGUGCAGCCGAGUCUUCAUGUCAGCAGCCAGCGUUGGAAUCAAACACGGCUCACGUCGUCACGGCGUCUGCGCUGACUGCUCUGGGCGGGGCAUGGCCGCACUGCUGGACCACAACGGGGAGGUGGGAGGAGACAUCUCACCGGAGGAGGAGCUGUAUCCCGGUGAUCGUUUCCACGACGACCAGGCGGAGUGCGACGGUGAUGGAGAGGGGGAGGAGGAGAUGAUGGUCGAAGGGGACGGGGAGAUGAUGGGAGAAGGGGAGGAGGAAGGAGGGAAGUGGAAAGACUCAGGGAUGACCGCUGAGGCACACGGAGCACUGGACAAUGAGAAGGAGGAGAGCGACUCCUCUGCACAGGAGGGGGAGCAACAGAACGGGAGUGAGAGGGACUUCGCCUGGAUCUCCUAGAAUCUGUCAGGCUCCUGUCAGUGGUUCGUCGACCAAUCUCUGAAGAUCUCUGAAGAUCUCUCCGGGCAGAAUCCUCUGCUCUCUUUACCCAUUCGUCCCACUGUGGGCAGGCCUUCCUUUGAAUGGAAAUGCUGUAGGGUGACGCGCGACAAUGAUCUAACACCAUUACGAGUAAACACACUCAAGUGCACACACAUACACACAGAGACUUACACACACACACUUAGGCUAUUCUCAACCUUGACUGCCAUAGUAGAAGAAGAGUGGUCAAGAGAUGGCUCAAGUGCAAGGCUUUUUCUGCUUACCUCCUUUACUUCUGAUGCAGUGUUUUUGUGUUUCUUUUUCUUGAGGGUUCAGGCCAGAGUCCAGUAGUUUUCUACUCUGUCACAACAGGAAUCAAUGAGGACGCUGCCAAGGACAUGGCCAAUGCCAGACUGCAACUUUGUAUGUUUGCCAUCACAAUCACCAUGGAAACCAAGAAUCACUGACAGUGUAGGGAAAGCCACCUCGGCUGUAAUGUUUCUGUGGGAAAGUGUCUCUCUACGAGUGAAGGGAGAGUCUAAAUCUAUUGCAAAGCUAUGUGUUUCAGAGGACCGGGCAGCCCGAUGGCACAUUGUUGAUGCAGAAUCCUACUGCCACAGACUUGCACUUUAAUGACAACUGACUCCUAUCAAAGCCCUGAACCCGUGGUUUACAUUUUUGAUCUGAUCUUUACUUACCUAAACAACUCGGUGACCGCACCUACCUUUAAGGAUAUACUUUAUGUCCUCUUGACUGUUAACACGAUAUAGAAAUCACUGAAUCUUUGUGCAGAUUGCUGUUUAUAUAGCCUUUGCCUUUCAGUGGGGUCCUUAAUCUUUUCUUCACUUAAGUUUACCACACGGUUUCUAUCAAUCCAUUCCAACAAAUACUGGAGAUGUGACUAAUGUAUAUACGAUUUUUGGAAUUUAAAACAGGAGUGCAGUGUGUGUGAGACAGAGAGAGACGGAGAGAGAUUGAAAGAGACUUUUACAGUGUAUGUAAGAGUUUUAACCCUCUUUAUACACAAAGUGGACAUCAGUUUCUGUUUCCUUGUUUGGAAAAUCAACACAAGCACACAAGGGAUCCACAUGACCUACACUAUUAACUCUUUCUGUCUCUCUCGCUGUCUCUUGUGUUGAUAGGACCUGAGAGCCAUGUCUCUCACACCUAAGGAGGAGCUGCCUUUUUUCAAAAACAGUUGGGUUUUUUUUUUUUUUUUCCUGUUUCUGUCCUGGUCAGUCAUGUAAUGCCAGUUUCUCAAUACAGAAUAUGCAGACUCUUUCCAUGGUUUAACUUUCUUUUGGUGAUAUAUUUUCUCCGGCUUUGUAAGGUUAAAAGAAGAGGAUCAAAAUUGUGCUUGAAAUUCCGAGUUUGAUAUUCGUAGAGAGUGUAUUAUUAAUUUGUUUUGUUUAACAGCUAUUUAUUGAAAACUGUUGUGGAUUCCUAAUUUUUGAGAAGUCAUUCCCUCCUCUCUCUCUCUCUGUGUGUUGGGUAGAACAGGAUGGGUGUUUGUAUGCAAGAAUGUUUGAGUGUCCAGUGUCCAAAAAAAAGUCUAUAUUGAUUUCUUAAGAUUAUUUCCAUGUUAUUGACAAUUCAAGUGAGGCAGAUGACAUGUCUUAUUAUUAUGAUUAUCAGAACUAUGAUUACUGUUGUUGAUGUUACUAUUAUUAAUUAUUAUUAAGUGCUGGAUGCUAAGCUUUAUUGUGUGUUCUUUUUUUGAUAUUUUAUAUCUUGUAUAAGAAAAAAAGCUUUUAUACUUUGCCUUGUUGUGGACAGCAAGCCAUGGGGCUUUUAUCAACCUUUUAUUGUGCCAGUUUACGCUUUUUCUGUCGUAUUUGCUUUUUUUACCAAGGGGAAAAACAACUUCACUGUCAAACUUCUCUGUUAGAUAUUGAUUGAAACAUAUAUUCAGCACACGCUUUUGCAUCACUAAUGUACACUAAUUGAUUAAUAUCGAACCAAAAACAAUCUAGUACCUUGUAUACAUGAAGUGCUUUUGUUUCACAGUCUGUGUGUGCAGGUGCUUUUGGAUUUAUUGUUGUGAUUAACAGUUUUGUUGUUGGGUUGUUUUUAUUUUUGAACCUGUCACUAUUUGUCACAGUUGAAAAAAGUGCAAAUGUUAAGGUAUUAUUGUGAAUAUGAAGGGCUGUGUGAAAGGACAGGCUAGAUUUAGAAGACGGCAUCCUUAAACCAAGCUGAAUUUUUUUUUCUUUUUUCUAAUUUCUAGUGUCUCCGCCUCGCAUGACACACAAUCAAGAAGAAAUGCAGCAUGCAGACAAAAUGCUCGUCUCAGACAGCAGAGUGUAGAGUCUACAUGCUGUAUUCCUAUCUGCCAGUAUUUUACUGGCUUGACUCAAGCUAAUUUACCUAAAGGGAAAGUGAGCACUGCAGCAGUAACUCUGGGAAACAUUUUGUUGCCAGUGCAGGUUGCACACAUCAGGCCUCUCUGCUACAGGUGCCAUGGACUGGACUUCCCAUUAACCCCCACUGAGAAAGUCUCAUUACAAUGCGAUUUGCGAUGCUUUCUUCAUGUCUGGCAACUGUCUUUAUCUUAUUUGUAUUAUUUAUUGUGUUUUUGUUUGACCCAUUAAUCAAAUAGUUGUAAUUUUUGGGGUGAAAAAAAAAGACAAAAGACAAUGGGGUUAAGAUUUUUAUGAAUGUCAAAGGUGGGUGUGGAAGGAGCCCAUGAUCGGUGACAAAUCUCUGUCCUGUGGUGCUGUUGUGGCCACUGAGAGACAUCUGGAUGUAUGUGUGAAUCCCCGGCCCUGCGCUCUUCUCACGACCUGUACUGUAUGUCUUCUUCCUCAUACUGGGUUGUACUUCAGGAAAACGUCUGCCAUCAACCCCUCAAUAUGUGCCUCAAUGACAUUUCACCUGUGUGCUUGUGAGAGUGUUUGUUUCCGAAAGAUGAAUAUGUGUUGUAUGUCGAUGGAUAGAGAUUAAUAAAAAUGCGACUGAUCAGAUUAGAGGUGCAAAAUGUUUUUGAGGAUAAAACUUCAAACGAGACAAAUCAUGAUGGGCGACUAGAUUCUCCUUCCCACCGUGUGUUGAUGACCUUUUGUGCCCUGAUUCUGUGGUCUUAACUGCAUGCCUGUGCUCAUUUUGUCAUACCAAAGCGACGUCUUCGGCAUCUGCACACAACUGUCUCAUUCCACACGAUGCAAAACUGGAACUGUUUGCUCUAUUGCAGAUGAAUAUGGGUAUUCUUAGACGUGUACAAAUUGCAAUCCUCAUUUAGCCUGUAUAGCUUGAUUCACACGUGCAAAUCAUGAAGCCAUAGAUAUGGGUAUAUCUAUAUUAUACUAUAUUUCAAAAUUGGCGCUUUUUACUUUAGAUUUUGUUCUUCUACUAAGAGUGAUGUGUGUAUACCUUCAUAUAUAUGAAUUUAUAUUACUAUUAUAUAUUAUUUAUUUUCUCUCUCAAGUUUCAGAGGGUCUUUAAUUUGUAAAAGGUCGCACUUGAAGCUUGAGGUUUGUUUAUUUUCAUUGGGGAUAUUGUUCAAUAUGAUACUGACUUUAUAUUGAUGAUUAUCAUAAACCUGUGUUUGUAACAAAAUGUGUUAAAUAAUCAAAAAAACCUGUCCUGUUUUUACACCUGUUUUGUUUUGGGCAGAUUUAAGUGCUCUUGUGCAGAUAUUUUUCGGUUGAUAGUACUGAUCACAAAACAUUUUUACAGCCAACCAUGAGCCUCCUGUUUUGAUGUUGGGGCUGGCCCACCGGCCAUCCAAGCCUCUUUCUAACUUCAUGUUUAGUGGAAGAAUUAGCUUGACUAUUAUUUGCAAAAACCAAUCAGUCUCAAUAAAUUUUGAAAUUGCUGCUGUA